UCUAUCGUCAAAAUGAACGUUCGUUUUCCUUCGGUUGUUCUUUUUUAUUUUAUGAUAUGGUGGCAUGGCGGAGUUUUGAGUGAUUCAGGAGAAAGAGUCAUUGAUGAGUCGGACACCGAAAUUACAUCAGUUCCCUACAUGUUGUCAUUGAUGAUGGAUAAUGUACAUGUGUGUGGCGCUGCUUCAAUUAGCAACAACUUGGCUAUAACAGCGGCUCAUUGCGUUAGAGGAACUACAAGUCAGCUUAUAAACAUAACUAUAUGCAGUGGGUCCUCUAAUCUUGAAAACUGUGUCAUUCAUGAUGCGAUCGACGUUUCGAUACAUGAAAAAUACAACACAAACGAUGAAGACUACGACAUUGCAACCAUUAAAGUAACUCCUCCAUUUAGCUAUAAUAAUUUCACAAAACCAGUUGACUUGGCACCAGACAACGCUGAAAACGUUUUUAAAGAAUGGGGUAAAGUCUGCGGUUGGAGAUAUUACUCGGAAGUCGACGGCUUUAUUGAACCAGUUCUGUCUAAAGAUCUGAAAUGCACCAAUGUAUUUCAUGUAAAAAAAGAUUUAUGCUACGAGAAUUCCAUAUACAGAUACAUGCUGACACCUCGAAUGACGUGUUACAGAUUUCAGCAAGGAGUUAAAGACGUUUGUAAGGGUGAUUCCGGAGGACCGCUAGUUAAUAAAGACAAUAUUCUGCUCGGUAUAACCUCAUGGGGAAAUAGUUGUGCCGAUAACAAUUCGCCUGGUGUGUAUACCGACGCUGUGCUACUUCGAAAUUGGAUUAAAAAUAAAAUCAACGAAGAGAAAAAAGUGCCGACAACUUAAAACAGAUAUAUAGUUGUA
Messenger RNA from Pseudomyrmex gracilis, 840 nucleotides. Its product is annotated as trypsin delta/gamma-like protein CG30031. Gene Ontology annotation, molecular function: serine-type endopeptidase activity. Bases 13 to 822 code for a protein of 269 amino acids. Gene Ontology annotation, biological process: proteolysis. The transcript is spliced from 6 exons. NCBI's taxonomy places the organism in Eukaryota, Metazoa, Arthropoda, Insecta, Hymenoptera, Formicidae. The record is from RefSeq and is a predicted model, not a curated record.